This is a messenger RNA of Anopheles nili, 2462 nucleotides long. RefSeq names its product U3 small nucleolar RNA-associated protein 14 homolog A. Gene Ontology annotation, cellular component: small-subunit processome; nucleolus. Bases 1 to 2445 code for a protein of 814 amino acids. The transcript has a single exon. The record is from RefSeq and is a predicted model, not a curated record. Lineage: Eukaryota; Metazoa; Arthropoda; Insecta; Diptera; Culicidae. Gene Ontology annotation, biological process: rRNA processing.
AUGCCUAUUGAAAUACAACGGGGUGUCGCUCUCGAAAGUGGACGAAAUGAAUGUGAGGGGAAUGAUGAAAUAGACCCAACGGCACAUGCUAAGCUCAUCGAUGGUAUCAACAAUUUAACCGGAUCGCACUUUAUCGGUGAGGCCACGCGUACGGAGCCGUCACUGCAGCGCACGGAGUUUGGUCUUGCGAAGACGAAAGACGAUAAGGUAAGGCUAGCCGAUUUAGCCAAAUUUUUCACAAAAACACAGAAGCACACUUCGGUCGUGAAACAAUUGAAUAGGCUGAAAACGCGAAAUCCUCUAGAGAAACCGCUCUUAAAACCGGUAGCAGAUAGGCUUGUGCGACAAGCAGGCUACCAGCGUGCACAAAAAGACCUGGACAGAUGGGAACCGGUCGUGACAGCUACGAAAGUUGCACCGCAAACCAUAUACCCGCUGCGGUACGGUGGGACAGCCGUGCACGACGAACCACCGAAGCAACUGUCCGAAUAUCGUGUCAAGACGAAGCUGAUGGAGGAAAUAGAAGAGUUAGAAAAGGCAUACGGCGGCGCAGAAGAAGUCGGAGAAAGAGAUUCGGACACGGACUUGCAAAAGUAUGACCUAACACUGGCCGAAAUGCGAGAGCAACAGCGCGAAAGGGCUCGACAGAAGAUUCGACAAUCGUACGAGAUCGCAAAGAACCGGCGAAUGAGCAAGAUCAAGAGCAAAAAGUUCAACCGGUUGUUAAAGAAAGAUAAGCUGAAGCAGCAAAUGAAAAAGUUCGAAGAAAUGAAGGAGAAAGAUCCCGAAGAAGCAUUGCGUCAGCUGGAUCAGAUCGAAAAACAGCGAUUUCAGGAGCGUGUGACGCUGCGUCACAAAAACACUGGCACUUGGGCUAAAAAUCUUCAAGUGCGCGCAAAGUACGACACUGAAGUCCGGCGAGAACUAGCUGAACAGCUGGCGAUUAGUAGAGAAUUAACGGCAAAGCGUUUGCAGCAAGCGGGCAGUAGUUCAGAAUCUGACGACGAACUAGGCACUGUAGACUUAGCCAAUCCGUGGACGCAACACUCGGGGGAAUACGAACGGGCAGCAGUAGAGUCGAAGAAACUCACCAGUGGCUAUCGGAAGUAUUGGGAAGAACGCAAUAAAAUCGAGAAUAUGCAGAAAAAUCUGGCAGUUGAUGAUACGCUUAGCAACGUAACAAAUACCAAUGGAAGAUACGACAACGGGCUGAAAUCGAAUGAUAUUGAUGAAGAACGUUCGACUGACAACAUAAUUAAGCCUGUCCGGUUCGAAAAGAGUGGCAAAAAAAGGAAAGAAAAAAUCAUUAUGGCAUCUGGAUGUUGGAACGUUGAGGAUGUAGAGAUUGAAGAAAAGCUGACACACAAAGUUUCACAUUUGAAGCCCAAAAUAAAGAAGAAAGUAAAGGAUCCUGUUCCCAACGUAGAGCAACUGUUUCAAGAGGCCGAAGAGCUCAUACAAGACAUGGUGGAGAACAAAUUGGAACAGGUACAAGGGAAGUUGUUGCAUGAAGAGGAGCUUCAACGGGAUGCAUGCUUCCGGAAUCGGAGCACGAAGCAAAGAAACGGUUCGAGUGAUUUAAGCUUUAAGCAAAAAGCUUCCUUAGCCGAUGCAGAUGAGCAGUUGAACGAGACGACCGAUGCAGAUGCUGCAGAUCGAUCCGAAAAUUCGGUGUUGCCAACGAUGAACGAGCUGCAAAGGUUGAAUGGCGAAAAAUCUUCAACGGUAUCAGUCCAGCCUGUGAAGUCGAUGGCAGAGAUCAGCAUGAAGAAAGUGGUGCAGAUGAAACCGAAACAUCUGUUGACUGCUCUACCGGACACGGUCAUGACCGGAGAGCUUUCGGAUGAUGAGGUGACUUCAAGUGAUACCCGCAGGUUGACUAUUGCAGAAGCCUUCGAGGAUGAUGACAUUGUGGCAGAUUUUGCCAAAGAGAAGCAGGACGCGCGCGACAAAGAUCUUCCCCAAGAAGUAAACCUAUCGCUGCCGGGAUGGGGUCAAUGGGCUGGGCCAGGAAUUAAACCACGGAAACCACGUCAAAACGCUCGAAAAAUCUUCAAACCACCUAAAGAACUGCCUCGGCGUGAUGACAACCGUGACCAGGUGAUCAUUAACGAGGAUGCUCUAAAGAAUGAACAGCUUAGCAAACACCUGAUCAACGAGGUGCCGUUCCCGUUCGUCACGGUGAAGGAUUACGAAGCAUCGCUGAGGGCACCGAUCGGUCGUACGUUCAUUCCUGAAACGGCGCAUGCUGCUAUGGUAGAACCACGCGUAGUCACCAGACAGGGUACCGUGAUCGAGCCGAUGAAGAAAGAGAUUCUACUGGAGAAACCCAAAGGACUACGGCAAGUAGGGAAACGGUUGCGUAGUGCGGCAUCAGAACAGUUCGACGCGUUCGUCGAUAGUGAGAAAUUAGGAGAAGGAAAAAAAUCGAAACAAGUACGCUAAGGCUUUAAGAAGGGAGU